GUCUUUGUUGAAAUUGCAGUGUCUUUCUUCCGAUUCGCGAAGGCAUACAAAACACGAGUUCAGAUCUCGGUGAAACUUGAAGGGCGCCCUCAUCAACUUGGAAGCUCCACCAAGACAACAGGUGGCCUUAUAUUUCUUUCUCAGCACGUUUCUGCAGGCUCUUCUGUGAAGGCACUUUCUGCAGAUUAAAGGGAGGAUGGCCACAAUGACGGCGGCGGCCCGGCAGACGGUGUCUUCUGUUUCGGGUUUGGCGCAUCUUAGCGGUGCUUCGCAUUUGACACAGGGAGCAGCGGCUUGCCCCUCAAGCCGGAUCUUUCCUUCAGUUCAAGGCAGCAGAACAAGGCAACCAGCAGCUAGAUCUGUUAUAGUGAGGGCGGCGGAGAACGAGUCCGAGGGCGGGCAAACAGAGGUGAGGCCGCUUGGGCGAGGAGGCCCGUCUUCAGACAAUCGGAGGUGGGGUUACACAGAGUUUGACUCAGCGGGGCAAAAGAACAUUUAUGCCGUUGAGCCGAAAAUCUAUGUCGCAGACAACGCUUUUAGCACGGGGAAGAAAGGUACCGAGGGGCAGGGAAGCAGCACCCUUGUCUUUCUUGGGAUUGGCGCUGCAGUGGCUGUCGGAGCCGUUGCCAGCUUAAACCUGCUGGGCAACGCCCCAUCUGCGGCUCCCAGCGCUGCUAUUUCCACCGUUGCGGGCGUAGAUGUUCCCCCUCUUAGCUUUUACAUUGAGAAGUUUAGUCAGACGCCGAGCCUAGAUUCAGCCUCGCUUCCAGCUCCUGAAGUGAGCUCGAAAGCGAUCGCAUCCGCUGCUGAGGUUAUUCCCGAGGCUGCUGUUUCAGCCGAGUAGGUACAUGUACGAUAGUUGCAAAGCUAGUCUCUUAUUGGUAUCGGAUAUUGAAGCGAGGGAGGUGUUUGUUGUGUUGACCAUUUUUGCAAUGAGCUCUAUGGCUGGGUAUGAACCCCUGCCGUUGCUAUUACCGUAGCAAGUGACCACACGGUGCACUUGAAGAACUCUUUGUUGUUCCGUGCAUCCUGUCGCUCCGCAUGCCCAGCCAGACUACUAGUACAAGUUCAUGCAAUCACGUUUCCCCA
Molecule: messenger RNA, 1089 nt
Organism: Klebsormidium nitens
Lineage: Eukaryota; Viridiplantae; Streptophyta; Klebsormidiophyceae; Klebsormidiales; Klebsormidiaceae
Source: the annotation of a GenBank genome assembly